GAAAAAGAAGAAAGAGGGAAGAAGAUCGGUUGAUCAGCUCUCCCGAAGAAGAAGAAGAAGAAGAAGAGCCAGAGCAGAUCGGCGUGAGAGAUUGAGACUGAGAGAAGGAGAGAGAUCUAGAGAGACAGAGAGAGAGGAAACUGAUUUUGGGUGCAAGCGAUACUCUCAAAAAACGCAGCGUUUCAGGGAACAAAAAUGUCGGUGACAGCGGGUGUUAGCGAUACUAUAAUUGCCAUUAGGGAUAAGCUUAGAGGGAAAAUUGGGCAAACAAAAGUUAAAAGGUAUUGGCCCGGUAGAGCACCUGAAUGGGCUGAUGAUGAUGAGGCUGCUAAUGCUGCCCAUGAAGAUGGAGAUGUUGCUCUGGAACAAGCGUUCCCGAGGAGUCGUCAGGAUGACUCCAAUAUUGUUAGGAAGGAUGAUGCUAGGCUGCGGCGUUUGGCUCAGAGUAGGAUAGACGAUCGCGAGGAAGUGAGAGCUGAUCACCGCCGCAUUAGACAGGCUGAGAUUGUUUCGACAAUUGAAGAGGAAGCUAGAAUGCAGGAAAAGUUGGAUAUGGAGGAGGAUGAUGCGGAUGCCUUGGAGGAAAGGAGGAGGAGGAUUAGGGAGAAGUUGCUUCAGAGGGAGCAGGAAGAGGCUGCAAUUUUGGGAGAAGAGGAGGAGGAGGUAGAGGAGGAGGAGGAGGAAGAGGAGGAAGAGGAGUCUGAAUACGAGACUGACUCAGAGGAAGAGCAUAUGGGUAUUGCAAUGGUUAAGCCUGUGUUUGUUCCCAAGUCGGAGAGGGAUACCAUUGCUGAGCGGGAACGUCUUGAGGCUGAGGAACGGGCCCUUGAGGAAUCAAAGAAGAAGAGAUUGGAGGAGAGGAAGGUGCAGACAAAGCAGAUUGUGGUUGAGGAGAUCCGGAAAGAUGAAGAGAUUCAGAGGAAUUUGGAAAUGGAGGCAGAUAUUGCUGAUGUGGAUACCGAUGAUGAAGUGAAUGAGGCAGAGGAGUAUGAAGCUUGGAAGGUGAGGGAGAUUGCUAGGAUCAAGAGGGAUAGGGAUGACCGUGAGUCGAUGUUGAAGGAGAGGGAAGAGAUUGAGAGGGUGAGAAACAUGACAGAGGAAGAGAGGAGGGAGUGGGAGAGGAAGAAUCCAAAACCUGCUGCGCCACAAAAGCAGAAAUGGAGGUUCAUGCAGAAAUAUUACCACAAGGGUGUAUUCUUCCAGUCAAAUGCUGACGACACUGCUGCAACUGCUGGAUCAGAUAAUAUUUACACUCGGGAUUUCUCUGCCCCAACUGGAGAAGAUAAGAUGGACAAGACAAUAUUGCCCAAGGUCAUGCAGGUCAAGCACUUUGGUCGUAGUGGAAGGACAAAAUGGACUCAUCUUGUCAAUGAGGAUACAACCGACUGGGACAACCCGUGGACAUACAAUGAUCCUCUACGCACAAAAUACAAUGCAAAAAUGGCUGGAAUGAAUGCACCUAUAGCUAAACCUAAAGGAAGCAAGAAAUUGAAGGAUUGGGAGUCUCGUUGAUUUUAGAGCACAUAUAGAAAGCAUUCCUGUAGCUUUGUAUCAAUCAUCUUAUUGGAGAAUUGAGUAUGUUUUGGCUAUUCUUAUUUACGUACAUGUAGGCUUGAUAGCAUCAUUUUCUACUUAUCUUAUUAAAGAAGCAGGCUAAGGCAGUUAUUAUGAAUUCAAAGCAGCUAAGGCAGGUGAAGGUGGCUUGAGUUUUGUGGACAGAAAUGCACCUUAGAAUAUCAUGACACGAGAUUACGAUCCAGUCACGUCAUGUAUUGCAUGUUUUAGUUGUUGGAUACACACAUUUUCUUCCCACUUAGCAAAAGAGGGUGUCUGAAUCACAUUUGAAAGUUGUGUUUAGAGACUAAGGGCAUUUUGGUAGACUAUAAUAACCAUUAACCACUGUAAUGAAAUAGCUAUUUUGUUGUUA
Messenger RNA from Quercus robur (English oak), 1927 nucleotides. RefSeq lists its product as uncharacterized. Gene Ontology annotation, biological process: mRNA splicing, via spliceosome. Gene Ontology annotation, cellular component: U2-type spliceosomal complex. The transcript is spliced from 3 exons. The record is from RefSeq and is a predicted model, not a curated record. NCBI's taxonomy places the organism in Eukaryota, Viridiplantae, Streptophyta, Magnoliopsida, Fagales, Fagaceae. Gene Ontology annotation, molecular function: RNA binding. The coding region runs from base 196 to 1512 and encodes 438 amino acids.